Messenger RNA from Diospyros lotus (date-plum), 1500 nucleotides. RefSeq names its product CBL-interacting serine/threonine-protein kinase 7. NCBI's taxonomy places the organism in Eukaryota, Viridiplantae, Streptophyta, Magnoliopsida, Ericales, Ebenaceae. The coding region runs from base 64 to 1344 and encodes 426 amino acids. The record is from RefSeq and is a predicted model, not a curated record. Gene Ontology annotation, biological process: protein phosphorylation; signal transduction. The transcript has a single exon. Gene Ontology annotation, molecular function: protein kinase activity; ATP binding.
UCCUCUUGCACGCAGGGUUGGUUAGGGGGAGAGUUGUUGCCGCUCUGCUCUGCGCCGAGAGCAAUGCAACCUCGAAGAGCCCCAGCGCCUUCGUCCGGCGCCGGUUCCACCGGCGGUGUGAUUCUCGGUAAGUACAAAUUGGGCCGCCUCCUGGGUCGAGGCAGCUUUGCCAAAGUGUACCACGCUGUCUCUCUCAGCGAUAACACGGCAGUAGCCGUUAAGGUGAUCGAUAAGGCCAAGACUGUCGACGCCGCCAUGGAGCCCCGCAUACUGCGAGAAGUUGCCGCCAUGCGCCGCCUCAGCCGCCACCCCAACAUCCUCCAGAUCCACGAGCUCAUGGCCACCAAAACCAACAUCUACCUCGUCAUGGACCUCGCCCCCGGCGGCGACCUGUCCGCCGCCCUUCGCCGAAGAGGGGGCCGGUUCCCGGAACUCGCCGCCCGCCGCUACUUCCGGCAGCUCGUCUCCGCCGUGCACUUCUGCCACCACCACGGCGUCGCCCACCGCGACAUCAAGCCCCAGAACCUGCUCCUCGACGACGCCGGAGCCCUCAAGGUCACCGACUUCGGCCUCUCUGCCCUCCCCGACCAGAUCCGGCACGGCCUCCUCCACACCGCCUGCGGGACGCCGGCCUUCGCAGCGCCGGAAGUCCUGUCCCGCCACGCCUACGACGGCGCCAAGGCCGACGCUUGGUCCUGCGGCGUCAUCCUCUUCCUCUUCCUCACCGGUCAACUCCCUUUUGACGACUCCAAUAUCGGCGCCAUGUACCAGAAGACUCUCCGCCGAGAUUUCCAGUUUCCUCGAACCAUAUCGAAGCAAGCCAAGUUCAUAAUCUACCACAUGCUCGACCCAAAUCCCAGCACAAGAUUAACCAUCGAGGCGUUGAUGAACCAAUCUUGGUUCGAGAAAUCGUGGCCGCUGGAUCAGGCUUCGCCCAAUUCGCUUCCACAACCAACCAAAGACCGCAAAUUUACAGCCACCGAGAUGAACGCCUUUGACAUAAUAUCAAUGUCAGCGGGGUUGGACUUGUCGGGGCUUUUCGAAAACGGCAAGAGAGAAAGGAGAUUCACGGCUGAGGCGCCGGCGGAGGAGGUGGAGGAGAGGGUGGCGGAGGUUGGAGGGAAGUUGGGGUACAGAGUGGAGAGAAAGAAGGGAAUGGGUAUGGGGUUAGUGAAGGGGAGGACGGCUCUAGUGGCGGAGAUUUUGGCAGUGGCGGAGAAGGUGGUGGUGGUGGUGGUGAAGGCGGAGGACGGCGGUGGUUGGGACUUUGAGGAGUUCCAUUGGGAUGAUUUGAAGGUGGGGCUUGAGGGCGUAGCGCUUUCUUGGCCUAAUGAUGUGUGUUGAACGAAGAGUAGUUUUUGAUGGUUGGGGUUUCAUCAUGGCGGUGGGCUUGUAUAGUUGCAGUUGGUGACAAUGUGUUCUUUCAGCUUUGUUCUUGUAAAUCAGAGAGAGUUUUAUUGAAGUAUUCCAUAAUCUAUAUAUUAUAGAGUUGUUGUUCAA